GAGAGGAGGAGGAGGAGCAAGUACCAGCAGACUGGAAAUCGCAGGCAUUCAUAAAAGGAGAGGAUUACAGAGAAGGGCUCGUCCUACCUCCUCCUCCUCCCAUGGCUGGUCCUGUGGCUGAAGUGAUAGCUUCCCCUGUGAAGAUGCCCUGGUGGAAAGGGAUGGUGGUGGUCUUUUUGCUCUGCUCACUGCUGCUCAGCCAGACACACUGUGCUUCCCUGCACCACCGACAGCCUCACCUCAUCAGACAGAAGAGGAUGACUCCCUUCUGGAGAGGAGUCUCGCUGCGACCCGUGGGAGCCUCCUGCAGGGACAACAGCGAGUGCAUCACAAUGCUCUGCCGGAAGAACCGCUGCUUCCUCAGAACAGCCUCGGAGUAACCCUUCCUGCUGAGGACCACUCCUCACUGUUACUGCUAACUCUGCUCCCCUCCGCUUGGGAAAUAUUUAUUGACCCUGCAGCAGCGAGGACAGUGAAUCCAGCAAGCAGUGCACUUAACAUCUCUGUACAGGAGCUGAUGAAAAGACUCCAAAGAGCUUGAGAGCAUUUCCCAACCCAGGCUGUGGCACUGCAGCAGACGCUUCAGGAUGACUCAGGCCAGGCUCAAUAAAAGGACUCUGCCUCUGC
This is a messenger RNA of Pogoniulus pusillus (Red-fronted tinkerbird), 627 nucleotides long. RefSeq names its product liver enriched antimicrobial peptide 2 (gene LEAP2). Gene Ontology annotation, biological process: defense response to bacterium; antimicrobial humoral immune response mediated by antimicrobial peptide. The record is from RefSeq and is a predicted model, not a curated record. The transcript is spliced from 4 exons. Bases 102 to 380 code for a protein of 92 amino acids. Lineage: Eukaryota; Metazoa; Chordata; Aves; Piciformes; Lybiidae.